Messenger RNA from Suillus subalutaceus, 1104 nucleotides. Its product is annotated as terpenoid synthase. The record is from RefSeq and is a predicted model, not a curated record. Bases 1 to 1104 code for a protein of 367 amino acids. NCBI's taxonomy places the organism in Eukaryota, Fungi, Basidiomycota, Agaricomycetes, Boletales, Suillaceae. The transcript has 5 exons.
AUGGUUGCCUCUGAUCGUCCCACUUCUGGGGGGUCGGUGACUGUCAAUGCUGGCGAUGGAUAUGAUCAACCUCUGAAGAAAAUCUUCGUACCUGACUUACUCGCGAGAUGGCCAUUUUCCCGUCGUCUCAAUCAGCACCAUUCCAAAGUCUCUGCCGAAGCAUCUGCUUGGCUUGAAAGCCUUAAAGUCUUCAGCCCCAAGGCACAAAAAGCCUUUGACAGCGGUAAAUUUUGUCUUCUUUCAUGUUUAUGCUACCCAAUCGCGUGUGAAGAGCACCUUCGCAGUGGUUGUGAUUUCAUGAAUCUCGCGUUUGUCAUAGAUGAAUUCUCAGAUGUCUCGGAAGAGGGCGAGGUCCGUCAACAAAAGAGCAUCAUCAUGGAUGCUCUGCGUCACCCUUAUAAGCCACGCCCAACAGGGGAAUGGGUCGGUGGAGAAGUCACUCGCCAAUUCUGGGAACGUACUAUACGUAACGCUAGUGGUCAAUCGCAGAAGCGGUUCAUAGCGGCAUUCGAUGAAUAUCUAGAGGGCGUAGUGCAGCAGGCCAUUGACCGAAGUGAACAUCGCAUUCGUGACAUUCAAAGUUAUUUCCAUGUGCGCCGCAGAACGAUCGGAGCACGACCUGCGUUCGCACUCUUGGAACUGGGUCUCGAUAUCCCAGAUGAAGUAAUUUCGCACCCAACAAUUGAGGAUGUGGUGGUGGCAUCCAUUGACAUGAUCGCUCUCGCUAAUGACAUCGCGUCCUACAAUGUAGAGCAAGCGUGUGGACUUGACGGUCACAAUAUAGUAACAAUUGUCAUGCACGAGCUUGAUACGGAUGUCAACGGCGCCAUGUUAUGGGUGGCGGAUCGCCAUACAAAAGUCGAGACGAAGUACUUCGAGGCCGUGACAGCCACUCCGAAAUGGGGAGAGCCCAUCGACUCACAGGUUAGGGAGUACUGCAAUGGCAUGGGAAACUGGGUGCGCGCGAACCAUGAUUGGAACUUCGAGAGCGAGAGGUACUUUGGCACCAAAGGUCUGGAAGUUCAAAGGAAAAGGUGGAUUUUGCCGAUGCCGAAAGACCGCCUGAAAGGCCGUGAAGAUAUUGGUCCCGUACUAAUUGAAUGA